GAAUGCCUCUUGUAGACUGUGCAUCCGCCAGCACACAGGCUCAUAAAGCCAUGAGUAGCCGAAAAGAUGACGAUAACCUCCUGAGAAUGACAAAGGAUGACCUGCAGCGCUGGAUCCAGGCUGAGGUGGAACGAAACCCUCAUCUGAUGCAGAGACGCGAGCAGCUGGCGCAGGUGGAGGAGUGGGUGAAGCAGAGGGAGAGGGAAUCCACUUGCACCCGCCUCCUGUACAGCAAUGCCUACGAAUCAGUCCUUGAGUGUGAGUCGGUGAUGAAGGGCCUUUAUGGAAUGCUGGGAUUGGAUUACCGAGAUGAGGAUUCGGAGGAGGAAGAAGGAGGAGGAGGAGAACCACAGGGUGUCAUUGGCAUCACAGAUGAAGGGAUACAGGAAAAUAGCGUAUUGAAUGGGGAAGAUGAUGAUAUUGUUGUCAUUGAUCUUGGAGCCACCAAAGAAACCUUGGAACCAAUGCUUGAAAAGGUGACUGUAGCCAUUCAGAAGUCAUCCAGACUCGUUGAGGACUUAGUCCAGAUGGUUAAUAAAUCUUUCUCCGGAAGUGCAACAUCACCAUCAUCAUCGUCUGACUUCUCAAACAGACCCUCGUCAAGCUCAACCCCUGAGAUUGUCCAUUCUGAAUCUGUCACACCAAAGCUGGAAACACGUGAAAACUCUAUUGCAAUAGUUAAGACUGAAUCACUGUCGAGAGUACCUGAAAUGUCCUCGGAACAAUACAAAUCUGUUGCCGGUCGUAAGUCAGAUUCUAGACCGACAAUUAAGACUGAACCACAACUGACAGCACUAACCCCUUGGGAAACAAGCAUUUCAAAACGACAUGAAACCGCUGCUAGUCUUAACUGUCCAUCCUUAAAAUUAAUUAAAUCUGAACCUCAGUUGACAGCAGUGAGUCCACCAGAAACAACUGCCAGUAUUUUUGGAUCCAUAGCAGCAAUAAAGACUGAGCCUCAGUUGAGGGUCAUAAAGUCAGAAAUGGAUUCACCUCCAAGCAUUUCAAAGCCUUUUGAAAUUGCAUCCAUUGCAUCAAUUAAAACCAAACCUCAGCUGAGAGCAUUAACACCUUUGUCUUUGCUUGAAAGCGAUUCUGAACAGUCAAGCAGCCUUAAUUCAGAUCGUGAAGCAACAAAUAUGACCAAACUUACGUUGCCGCCAGUGGCUUCUCCUGAAAUCCCUUCACUCUCAGAACAGUUAAAAGCUAGUAUCUGUCCUAGUUCAGCAUCUGUAGCAUCCAGUGAGACUGAUCCUCAAGUGCCAUUAGAGACCCCUUUAGAAAUGCCUUCACCUUCAAGCAGUCCAGAACAAAUGGAAAUUGAUGCCGGUGACGAUACAGAAACUGUAGAAACAAACCAGACUGAGCCGACCGCAGAGACUCCUGCUGAAGUGUCGCCAUUGCCAAGCAAUUCUGAAGAAGCUGAAACUGUUGCCAGCCACGAUUCAGAGUCCACAGAUGAGACCGAAAAGCCUAAAACAAGAAGCAGAUCUGCCAAACCCUCUGUGCCCAGGACAAGUCCAACACCUAGGGUGAGGUCUUCAAAAAACUCUGCACAUGUCAGCAGCUCUUCCAGCCCACAAUCGGAAACAAAGGCGCCAUCGCCUGCAGAUAGUAAUCAUGAACCCUCUGACAUAGAGGAUCAGUCUGCUAGUCCUGCUGACAGUGAUUAUGAGCCUCCUGAAUCGCAAUCAGAGUCAUCGUCAGACAGUGAUUAUGAACCCCCUAAAUCACAACCGAAGUCAUCGACAGGCAGGGAUCAUAAACCCGCUAAAUCACAGUCAAAGUCAUUGACAGGCAGGGAUUAUGAACCCCCUAAAUCCCAGUCAAAGUCAUCAAUAAACAGUCAUAAUGAACCGCCUAAAUCACAGUCAAAGUCACCAACAAACAGUGAUUAUGAACCCCCUAAAUCAAAAUCACAGUCAUCUGGCGAUUCUUCUGAUGAUGACAGCGGCAAUGAUGCUCUUACAGAACCUUCCAGUCCUGACGAAAGUUCCAAGUUUUUACCCAGCGAGUCUUCUGAAGAACAUGAAGAGCUAAAACUCAAAGUCAGCAUGGAAGUUUUGGGGAAAAGGAGACACAACUUGUGGUGUAAAGGGACAGUACAAGAAGUCCAAACAGCAGAGGAUGGCUUAAGAUAUAAGGUGGAGUUUAAGAGUGGUAAAGAGAUUGUGCUGCCUGCUCAUCAGGUGGCCUCUCUGAAGCCUCCCAUUCUUAAGGAUUUGUUCAUUGGCUGUCGUGUUGUGGCCAGCUGCAAAGAUAAUGAAGGAAAGGUCCAGUUUAAUGCGGCCGUAUUGGUUGAACUUCCUGAGCGCAAGAAUCGCAUGAGGUUCUUGGUGUUUUUUGAUGACGGUCAAGCAGCUUACCUGGCACUUCCAGACAUUCGUCGUGUCUGCAAACAAUUGAAAAAGGUGUGGAAGGACAUUGAGGAUGAGACAUAUCGGUUGCAGGUGAAGGAAUAUCUUCGUGUGUAUCCCAACCCUGUUGCUGUGGUGCUUCGCGUGGGCCAAGACACCAAGGCGAUGCGGGAUGGCAAGUUUGAGACCUGCACGGUGCUCCAGUUGGAUGGCAGCCUGAUCCAGAUCUGCUUUAAGAAAGACAAGCAGAAAGAGUGGAUUUAUAAAGGCUCAGACAGGUUGGAACACAUUGUAAAUAUCAAGAAACGUCUGGCUAAAGAUAAACCGCAGAAACAACAUUCGCAACAGAAAACACAACAAUCUUCGCAACAGAAAACACAACACACAACUUCUUCCACAACAACAGUUCCCUCAUCGACUGUUACUUCACCUGUUACCUCAGCAGCUGUAUCUCCUGCACGGCUGACCCGACAAUCUGAUACAGUUACCAAAACAUCAUCUGUUAUCCCUCAAAAGAUGAUGUCAGCCACUUUCCAGCCAAAGGUCAUCCUCCAGAGGUUAACAAAGCUUUCACCUCUCUUACAAGAUGUCCGUGUAUCAAAGGAUAGCAUGCACACAGUAAGAUCUUCGACUGUAAACAGUACCUCAGAUUUAAGAAGUGCAAAACGUCCUGCCUCUGAUGAGGGAGAAGAGUAUGUUUCUGAGGAAGAAGAGUGUGUUCCAAAGCAACAGCAGUAUAAGUCCACAUACUUGCAUCAUCGGUGUUGUCCAGCAUGUCUGGAUGGGGUAAGACCAUCUCAAGUCGACAUGCACCGUGGUCAAAAUCCACUUCUCAUCCCACUGCUUUUUAAGUUUCGGCGAAUGACGGCUAGAAGGCGCAUCGAUGGAAAGGUGUUUUUCCACAUUUUCUAUCGUUCUCCUUGUGGGCGGAGCUUGUGCGACAUGCAUGAAGUGCAGGAAUACUUGCUUGAAACGCGUUGUGACUUCCUUUUCCUGGAAAUGUUCUGUAUGGACCCAUUUGUUCUUGUGAAUCGUGCCCGACCUCCCUCCACAUCAACCGGCAAGCCUCACCUCUACCUACCGGACAUAACAGAAGGCAAAGAGGUGUUGCCGGUGCCCUGCGUUAAUGAAGUGGACUAUACACUUGCUCCUAACAUCAUUUACACUAAAGACAGAAUUCCAGCCCCAGGUGUUUCUAUCAAUACAAGCUCAGACUUCUUGAUCGGCUGCGACUGCACAGAUGGCUGUCGGGACAGGUCAAAGUGUGCAUGCCACCAGCUGACCAUUGAGGCCACGUCCUUAUGCAGUGGAGGUCCAGUGGAUGUUAGUGCUGGAUACACACACAAGAGAUUGCCAACCUCCUUGCCAACAGGGGUGUACGAGUGUAACCCACUGUGCCGUUGUGACCCGAGAAUGUGCAGCAACAGGCUGGUUCAGCACGGUCUGCAGCUGCGGCUGGAGCUCUUCAUGACGCAGCACAAGGGAUGGGGCAUCCGCUGCAAAGAUGAUGUGGCCAAGGGCACAUUUUUGUGUGUUUUCACUGGUAAAAUAGUAAACGAAGACAGAGUGAAUGAAGAUGACACGGUGUCUGGCAAUGAAUAUUUGGCCAACCUUGACUUUAUUGAGGGUGUGGAGAAACUAAAAGAGGGAUAUGAGAGCGAGGCGUAUUUCUCAGACACAGAGGUUGAAAACAACAAGAAGACCAUAACAAUGAAAACAGGGCCAUUAUGGAAAAACACUCUGUACCAAGAAGACUCUAGCAGUGGCGAAGAAAGAGAAGAACAAAUGGAGCUGGACACAGAACAAGAGGAAAUGAAAGUGACUUACACACAUUUAGGUGAGAAAAAACUAUCCCAUAAGCCACAUGUAACAUCUAAAGAUGCUCAGAAAAAAGUGACCAGGCAAAUGAGAGAGGAGGGUAAAGAAACCUCAGGUCCAAAGCGUUGCUUUGCAAUAAAAUCAUUCCAGAGAAGAGUGAAACCAUUAGAAACUACAGGUGCAAAGAAUGAGAAAACGAGGACGGCUGUAACUGGCAACAACACCCGUAGACUGUUCAACGGCGAAGAGAGCUGUUACAUCAUUGACGCGAGACAAGAGGGCAACCUUGGGCGCUUCAUCAACCAUAGCUGCAGUCCGAAUUUGUUUGUUCAGAAUGUCUUUGUCGACACACACGACCUCAGGUUUCCAUGGGUGGCGUUCUUUGCUAGCAAGCGCAUCAAGGCAGGUACGGAGUUGACGUGGGAUUAUAACUAUGAGGUUGGCAGUGUGGAGGGGAAGGUACUGCUCUGCUGCUGUGGCUCCUUGCGGUGCACAGGAAGACUGCUCUGAUAUACUGAUACCAACAUAAAACACUAAAACUCUCCUUGAGGUGUUAUAGUUUCACCAAGCUGUCAGAAACAUAGUUGUGACACUUUUCUGGAAGAGCAUUCCAAUCAUGACCCUUUCAAUAUGAAAAGAAAUAAUAAAAUAUAUUAAAGGUUGUGUUGUUGCUUUUAUUUUUCUGUUUGUUCUGUUCUGUUUGUUUUUAUUCUUUUUAACCUCUACAAGAAUUGUUAAUACUCACUUAUUCAAUGUAAA
Labeo rohita (rohu) is the source of this 4934-nucleotide messenger RNA. RefSeq names its product SET domain bifurcated histone lysine methyltransferase 1a (gene setdb1a). Gene Ontology annotation, molecular function: protein binding; DNA binding; histone H3K9 methyltransferase activity. The record is from RefSeq and is a predicted model, not a curated record. The transcript has 22 exons. Lineage: Eukaryota; Metazoa; Chordata; Actinopteri; Cypriniformes; Cyprinidae. The coding region runs from base 3 to 4685 and encodes 1560 amino acids. Gene Ontology annotation, biological process: negative regulation of gene expression; heterochromatin organization. Gene Ontology annotation, cellular component: nucleus.